AUGCUGUCGCCAUUCUUUCUGUCGCUUGUUCUCGCCAGCAGUCGUGUCCUGGUCGGUGCUGCCGGCCCCGUCGAGGACUACGAUGUGCUGCAGUAUAUUAACCCACUGAUCGGCAGCGCGAACGGAGGAAAUGUAUUCGCAGGCGCCACGCUGCCAUACGGCAUGGCCAAAGCCGUCGCCGACACUGACUCAGAAUCCAACCAAGGCGGUUUCGCCUACGACGGCAGCAAUGUCACCGGCUUUUCGAGCAUGCAUGAUUCUGGCACCGGAGGCAGUCCGUCACUGGGCAACUUCCCUCUUUUCCCCUACGCCAAAUGUCGCGACGACGAUGUCAACGGCUGCGUGUUCCCGAAGAAGGCGCGCAAAACGAGCUACAAGCACGACUCGGUCAAGUCGAGUCCGGGGUAUUUCAGUCUUGAGAUUGCCUCGGGUGUGAGGGUGGAGAUGACUGCUGCUCAUCACACCUCACUCUUUCAAUUCCAUUUCCCGCCGGGCAAGGAUAAUAGUCCGUUGGUCCUGCUGGAUCUGUCUGAUUUGUCUGAUACUCGUCAGGACAAUGGAACUAUCUCAAUUGAUCAGUCGACUGGUCGCAUGACUGGCAGUGCUAAGUUUUUGCCGAGCUUUGGCAGUGGUUCUUAUAACUUGCACUUCUGCGCGGACUUCCAAAGCUCGGGCUGGCUGCGGGAUAGUGGCGUCUUUGUGAAUACUCGCGCCAGUGACGAUGUUCAUGAUCUGACCAUUUCUCGCAGUAUUAAUGGCUACCCUCUUCCAGGUGGUGGAUUUAUCCGCUUCCAGAACCCUCCAAAUGGCCUUGUCCAAGCUCGUGUCGGUGUGAGCUUCAUCAGCCCGAAGCAAGCAUGCUCGCAUGCAGAGAACGAGAUUCCAGACUUUGACUUCGAAUCGACCAAGUCGGCUGCCAUCGCUCAAUGGACCGAGAAGAUGAAGCCAGUUCGCGUUUCGCGAGAUGGGAUCAACCUUUCUGUUCUCACUAAUUUCUACAGUGGCAUUUAUCGGACUAUGGUCAAUCCCCAAAACUACACCGGUGAAAAUCCGCUCUGGACCAGCAGAGAGCCCUACUUCGAUUCUUUCUACUGUCUAUGGGAUUCUUUCCGUUCUCAGAUUCCCUUCCUCACGAUCUUUGACCCAUACUCAGUGACGCAGAUGAUUCGCUCUCUGAUUGAUACUCAGCGCAAUCUUGGAUGGCUCCCCGAUUGCCGCAUGUCGUUGUGCAAAGGAUUUACGCAAGGUGGAUCUAAUGCCGACAAUGUCAUCGUUGACGCUUACGUCAAAGGCCUUGAUGACGGUGUUGACUGGGAGGCAGGCUAUGCCGCUGUCCAGAAAGAUGCCGAAGAAGAGCCCUUCGACUGGUCAAACGAGGGUCGCGGAGGUCUGAAGAGUUGGAAGGAAGUGCAUUAUAUCCCGGUCGAGGAUUUCGACUACGAGGGCUUCGGAACCAUGACGCGUAGUAUCUCCCGUACACUCGAAUACUCCUACAAUGACUAUGCCAUUGCGCAAAUGGCGUGGGCCAUGAACAAAACAGCGGAUGCACAACGCUACGAGAAUAACUCGCGUGCCUGGAGGAAUCUGUUCAAAAAGGACCAGACUUCCUUUCUGAAUAAAAAAGACACUGGUUUCACAGGCUUUUUCCAGCCCCGGUACUAUAACGGUACAUGGGGACAUCAGGAUCCGUUGAUGUGCUCCAACAUCGACGUGAGCGGAAGCAUCUGUUCACUUCAGAAUACUGCGGGGGAGACUUUUGAGUCGAGUAUCUGGGAAUACCAAUUCUUCGUGCCUCACGACAUGGCAGCCCUCGUCAAACUCCUCGGCGGACCAGACAGAUUCGUCGAGCGUCUUGACUACCUCCACGACCAGCAAAUCACCUACAUUGGCAACGAGCCCGCAUUCCUUACAGUUUUCCAAUAUCACUACGCAGGCCGACCCGCCAAGUCCACCGCUCGAGUCCGCACUUAUAUCCCUGACUACUUUUCCCCAACCCCCGCCGGACUCCCCGGCAACGACGACUCCGGCGCAAUGGGCUCAUUCGUUGCGAUGUCGAUGAUGGGUCUAUUUCCGAACCCAGGCCAGAGCGUUUAUUUGAUUACGGUCCCCUUCUUCAAGUCUGUGAGCAUCAAGUCGCCUCUAACCGGCAAGACUGCCACCAUCCAGGUGACGAACUGGGAUCAGUUCAACACGAACAAUACCAGCGGCAACAGCACCGGUGGUACUGGUUUUAUCCACUCAGCAUACCUGAAUGGCAAGCCUUAUACGCGCAACUGGGUUGACCAUGACUUCUUUACUGAGGGCAAGGAACUGCUUCUUACCCUGGGUGCUGAGGAAGGUAGUUGGGGUACCGCCCCUGCAGAUCUACCACCUUCUCUAUCGGAGACCUCUGGAGUCCAAGGACGAGACUGGAGCUCUAUGACUCAAGAGACUGCCGAUGAUGAGUUUAUCCCUGUUCUUGGCCGAGGCCGAAGACAUUUGGCUAAGCAUGGUUUGCACUUUGAGCACCAUGCGAAGUUUGCUAAGGGCUGGUGA
Penicillium argentinense is the source of this 2535-nucleotide messenger RNA. Its product is annotated as glycoside hydrolase family 92 protein. The transcript has 6 exons. The record is from RefSeq and is a predicted model, not a curated record. Gene Ontology annotation, biological process: glycoprotein catabolic process; carbohydrate metabolic process; protein quality control for misfolded or incompletely synthesized proteins. NCBI's taxonomy places the organism in Eukaryota, Fungi, Ascomycota, Eurotiomycetes, Eurotiales, Aspergillaceae. The coding region runs from base 1 to 2535 and encodes 844 amino acids. Gene Ontology annotation, cellular component: nucleus; cytosol. Gene Ontology annotation, molecular function: carbohydrate binding; peptide-N4-(N-acetyl-beta-glucosaminyl)asparagine amidase activity.